Molecule: messenger RNA, 1341 nt
Organism: Cuscuta campestris
Lineage: Eukaryota; Viridiplantae; Streptophyta; Magnoliopsida; Solanales; Convolvulaceae
Source: the annotation of a GenBank genome assembly
AUCCGAGAGGCAUGUGUGGAGAAAUUAGUGUCAUGAAGAGAAGGAAGGGGUCUUCGCGCGCCGUUGCCGGAGAUCCGGCGGCGGUUAGCCGGAAGAGAUCCAAAAUCUCGUCCGAGUUUACCGGAAAACCGGACUUUUUCGAUUCGUUGCCGGACGAUAUCGUCUUGACCAUUCUCUCGAAUCUCAGCUCGAAGGCGGAGUGUCCGGCGGAUUUUGUUAACGUUUUAAUCACAUGCAAAAGGAUGAACGGGUUAGGUUUUCAGUCUAUAGUUCUAUCAAAAGCUUCUCGGAAAAUGUUAGCCGUCAAAGCUCGGAACUGGACCGAGUCGGCUCACCGAUUCCUCAAGCUCUGUGCCGAUUCCGGAAACGUUGAAGCUUGUUACAUUCUCGGCAUGAUUCGGUUUUACUGCCUGGAGAAUCGAGGAAGCGGAGCGUCACUUAUGGCGAAGGCGGCGAUUGCCUCUCACGCGCCUGCGCUUUACUCGCUCGCCGUCAUCCAGUUCAACGGCAGCGGUGGCUCGAAGAACGAUAAGGACUUGCGCGCCGGCGUCGCGCUAUGCGCUCGAGCGGCUUUUCUGGGCCACAUAGACGCGCUGCGCGAGCUCGGACACUGCCUCCAGGACGGCUACGGCGUGAAGCAGAGCGUGGCUGAGGGACGGCGGUUUCUGGUUCAAGCCAACGCUCGGGAGCUGGCUAGCGUGCUCGCUGCCACUCCGUCGGAUCCCAUAAACGGCGCGUGGCUUCCCUUGAUUCCGCUCGCCCACCAGCGCCAUCUCGCCGCCGGGGCGAGCUCCCCGUUGCUAAGCGAUUUCGGGUUUGACGUUCCGGGUCCGGACCCUCACCCGGCUAACCAGUUCCUAACCGAUUGGUUUGCGGCGAAGGAAGGGGUUCCGGGUCCGGGGCUCCGACUCUGCUCCCACGUGGGUUGCGGGCGACCCGAAUCCAGAAGACACGAGUUCCGCCGCUGCUCCGUCUGCGGCGCCGUCAACUACUGCUCCCGCGCUUGCCAGGCGAUGGACUGGAGGUCCCGCCACAAGUCCGGCUGCGCGCCGGCGAUGAGGUGGGGCGACGCCGACGGGGAAGGGGAGGACGUCGCGGGGGCGGAAGCGGUGGAUGCGAAUAACGGCAACGAGGAAGCCGUGGAGAUCGAGAAUGAUGACGUGGGGGAUAGUUGACCGUGACGGCAACGUGAGAGGGGUUUGAAUGAAAUACCGGCCGAAUUUUGGGGGUGCAAAUGGAAUUAGGAACAUUUCAUAUGGUCAACGUAUUGUAAAUGGGAAACAGAAUGAAAGUAAAGAUUUUCUGUUCAAAAAUAGAAAAAAAGAAAAAAGAAAUUACCCG